CGCAAGUGUCGGCUGUUUGUAAAUAUUGACAAUUGACAUUGCAUGAGAAGUGGGAAGUCACAAUGAGCGAGGCAGAAGGGAAGAAAGAAGAGGCAGAAACAAAGAAAAUUAUCCAUACGUAUCCAUUAGUAAGGCACUGCGAUAUGAUUGACGAGAUGAGAGGAGAAGCAAUGGAACUUUGUGUAACAGCAUGUGAGAAGCAUGCUGCGAACAACGAAAUGGCUGCUCGCAUGAUUAAGGAGGCAAUGGAUAAAAAGUUUGGACCGUCUUGGCAUGCUGUUGUUGGUGAAGGCUAUGGCUUUGAAAUAUCUUAUGAGUGCAAGAAUCUUUUGUACAUGUUUUUUGGUGGUAAUGUUGGUGUCUGUGUUUGGAAAUGCUCUUGAAUCUCCAUAAU
Molecule: messenger RNA, 394 nt
Organism: Schistocerca nitens (vagrant locust)
Lineage: Eukaryota; Metazoa; Arthropoda; Insecta; Orthoptera; Acrididae
Product: dynein axonemal light chain 4-like
Exons: 3
Coding region: 63-383 (106 amino acids)
Biological process (GO): microtubule-based process
Cellular component (GO): dynein complex
Molecular function (GO): dynein light intermediate chain binding; dynein intermediate chain binding
Source: RefSeq, a predicted model, not a curated record